Messenger RNA from Haliotis rufescens (red abalone), 980 nucleotides. RefSeq lists its product as uncharacterized. NCBI's taxonomy places the organism in Eukaryota, Metazoa, Mollusca, Gastropoda, Lepetellida, Haliotidae. The transcript has 2 exons. Bases 148 to 804 code for a protein of 218 amino acids. The record is from RefSeq and is a predicted model, not a curated record.
GCGUUAAACAAUAAAACAACCAACCAACCAAUUCCUGGACAGCAUCAAUGCAGGACAAGGGUGUGGAAGACCUCUGGCCCCUUCCAUGAUUGGUUGAUUGCUAUUGCCAUUUUAUUGUAAUUCAUUUGUUUUACUGGAAUAGGGGGAAUGUGGUGUGUAAGUGAGCUGUUUGUGUUUGAGUUGUUAGGGGAGCUGCAUCUGGUCAGUGAGCUGUUUGAGUUGUUAGGGGAGCUGCACCUGGUCAGUGAGCUGUUUGAGUUGUUAGGGGAGCUGCACCUGGUCAGUGAGCUGUUUGAGUUGUUAGGGGAGCUGCACCUGGUCAGUGAGCUGUUUGUGUUUGAGUUGUUAGGGGAGCUGCAUAGAGUCAGUGAGCUGUUUGAGUUGUUAGGGGAGCUGCAUCUUGUCAGUGAGCUGUUUGUGUUUGAGUUGUUAGGGGAGCUGCAUCUGGUCAGUGAGCUGUUUGUGUUUGAGUUGUUAGGGGAGCUGCAUCUGGUCAGUGAGCUGUUUGUGUUUGAGUUGUUAGGGGAGCUGCAUCUAGUCAGUGAGCUGUUUGAGUUUGAGUUGUUAGGGGAGCUGCAUCUGGUCAGUGAGCUGUUUCUGUUUGAGUUGUUAGGGGAGCUGCAUCUGGUCAGUGAGCUGUUUGUGUUUGAGUUGUUAGGGGAGCUGCAUCUGGUCAGUGAGCUGUUUGUGUUUGAGUUGUUAGAGGAGCUGCAUCUGGUCAGUGAGCUGUUUGUGUUUGAGUUGUUAGGGGAGCUGCAUCUAGUCAGUUUGAUCCAUUCACUAAUAAAAAAGUUGUUUACCUAGAUGGUUCUCAGAACAACGCUACAGGGUUUAACCUUGACUUACAGGGGGCACGGGUGGCCCAGUCAUCUAAGGCGCGCGAUUUGCUGUGCAGAGUUGCGUCCAUAAGGCACACCAGAAACCUAUGAUUGUGGUUUUCGCCACAAUAAUGAGAAGUUAACUGAUUAUUUAUUGAUUAC